Penicillium canariense is the source of this 885-nucleotide messenger RNA. RefSeq lists its product as uncharacterized. The coding region runs from base 1 to 885 and encodes 294 amino acids. The transcript has 2 exons. NCBI's taxonomy places the organism in Eukaryota, Fungi, Ascomycota, Eurotiomycetes, Eurotiales, Aspergillaceae. The record is from RefSeq and is a predicted model, not a curated record.
AUGGCAGACAUCACCAUCUCCGACGAGAUCCUGAAACAUAUCAGCGGCCAGGUAGUUCUGAUCACCGGUGGAUCCUCUGGAAUCGGCCGAGCGACCGCACAACUGUGUCUGGACCUAGGCGCCAAGGUUGUGAUUGGAGAUCUGAGUCCUCCCAGCCCAGCAUUCGAAACCACCGAGCAAGUCAAAUACGUGGAGGUGGACGUGACCAUAUGGGGGAGUCUUCGAAACAUGUUCGAUCAGGCGGACAAGUUCUUCGGCGGCAUCGACCACGUCUUCGCGAAUGCGGGCGUUCCGCCAACAACGCAAUUCUUGGAUGUUCACCUCGACGAAGCGGGCCAGCUGCAGCCUCCGCCUCUCCAAACCAUCAACGUGAAUCUGAUCGGGCCCCUAUACACAAUCAACCUAGCAUCGGCCUAUAUGACGCAGCUGGCAAGCCGCCGCCCGACGGCGAAAACAGGAAGCAUUGUGCUCACCGCAUCUGCCUCGUCCUUCCAGGAGUUCAGCGCCGGUGACUACACCAUCGCCAAGCACGGGGUUCUCGGCAUGGUUCGUGGACUCGUGCACCGGCUGGAGGCGGAAGGCGCAAUCAGACUGAAUGCGGUGGCUCCCUCGUGGACCAAAACGGCUAUGAUUCCGGCGGAAGUCAUUGAGGCUAUGGGCGUGGCAGUCCAAACCCCCGAGGCUGUGGCGCGGAGCGUGGUCUUGCUAUUCGCCGAUCAGGCCCGACAUGGAGAAGUGCUAUAUAGCUGGGAAGGACAUGUCCGGGAGGUCAAUCAAGCCGAGGGGGGUCUGUUAUCCAUGACAAAGAAGUUGCUAUACAACGACGAUAACCUCGAGGGAGUGCUACAGAAUCUCACCGAACAGGCACAGGCGACAAAGUCAUAA